AUGUUUUUUUGUUUAUGAACGGAGAUAAAGUUACUGUUAAAAGAAAAAUUUAUUAUCAAUAUAACGCUACUUAAAUGAAAAAGAUUGUGCUGCAAAUUGCAAUAAAACCCCGGCCGAUGAUUGUGAAGAUUAGGUUUCCGAAAUCAAAAAACCCAACUCUCCCUUCCAAUUACAAAAUCAAAGCUCCCGUUUGAUCCUGAUCAGAAACCACCGAUCAAUCGAAUAAGCAAAAAGCAGGCUAAUCAAGAUGGUGCUGCAACAAUUAGGGGGGAGCAUCACGCGUGCUCUCCAGCAGAUGAGCAACGCCACAAUCAUCGACGAGAAAGUUCUUAAUGAAUGUCUUAAUGAAAUCACUCGCGCUCUUCUCCAGUCUGAUGUUCAAUUCAAGCUCGUUCGUGAUAUGCAGACCAAUAUCAAGAAGAUUGUCAAUCUCGAUGAUCUCGCUGCUGGUCAUAACAAGCGGAAUAUUAUUCAGAAGGCUAUUUUUAAUGAGUUGUGUAAGAUAUUGGAUCCUGGGAAGCCGGCUUUUGCUCCGAAGAAAGGGAAGCCGAGUGUGGUUAUGUUUGUCGGUUUACAAGGUUCUGGAAAAACCACUACGUGUACAAAAUAUGCAUUUUAUCAUCAAAAGAAGGGCUGGAAACCAGCUUUAGUUUGUGCGGAUACAUUCAGAGCUGGUGCUUUUGACCAAUUGAAGCAGAAUGCUACCAAAGCUAAAAUUCCUUUCUACGGAAGCUACAUGGAGUCGGAUCCUGUUAAAAUUGCAGUGGAAGGUGUAGAAAGAUUUAAAAAGGAAAAUUGUGAUCUUAUAAUUGUGGAUACCAGUGGACGCCACAAACAGGAAGCAGCUCUUUUUGAAGAGAUGCGGCAAGUUUCAGAAGCAACGAAACCAGAUCUUGUAAUCUUUGUUAUGGAUAGCAGUAUUGGUCAAGCUGCUUUUGAUCAAGCGCAAGCAUUUAAACAAAGUGUUGCAGUUGGAGCUGUAAUUAUUACAAAGAUGGAUGGACAUGCAAAGGGAGGGGGUGCUCUUAGUGCAGUUGCAGCAACCAAAAGUCCCGUCAUAUUCAUUGGAACUGGAGAACAUAUGGAUGAGUUUGAAAUAUUUGAUGUUAAACCAUUUGUGAGCCGUCUUUUGGGCAUGGGUGAUUGGUCUGGAUUUAUGGACAAGAUUCAUGAAGUUGUUCCCAUGGAUCAGCAGCCUGAGCUUCUGCAGAAGCUUUCAGAAGGAAACUUUACCAUGAGGAUUAUGUAUGAGCAAUUUCAGAACAUACUUAAAAUGGGUCCCAUUGGCCAGGUUUUUUCUAUGCUUCCUGGAUUUAGUGCGGAGUUGAUGCCAAAAGGCCGUGAGAAGGAAAGUCAGGCAAAGAUUAAACGCUACAUGUAUAUGAUGGACUCAAUGACUAACGAAGAGUUGGAUAGUACUAAUCCAAAGCUCAUGAAUGAAUCUCGAAUCAUGAGGAUAGCAAGAGGAUCUGGUCGUCAAGUAAGAGAUGUAAUGGAGAUGUUAGAGGAGUACAAACGAUUGGCCAAGAUAUGGAGUAAGAUGAAGGGCCUUAAGAUUCCAAAGAAAGGAGAGAUGAGUGCGUUAUCGAGAAACAUGAAUGCGCAGCAUAUGAGCAAGGUCCUUCCUCCACAGAUGCUGAAGCAGAUUGGUGGUAUGGGUGGCUUACAGAAUUUGAUGAAACAAAUGGGUGGUAUGGGUGGUAUGCCUGGUGCUAAAGACAUGAUGGGUAUGUUUGGAGGCGGAGAGAAUUGACAUCUCCCCUGUUUUUUAAUUGCAACCUGUCUUGCGCGGGUUGUUAUACUCUCUGUAAGCUGGAACCAAACAAAUCGAAUGCUAGAACAUAGUGACCGUGUUGUUAAAAUUAAGUUAUUCUUUUUUGGCGUACCUCUAGCUCAAAAUGCUUUCCAAACUUUCUCGGGUUAGUUUAGUAUAUUAAAGUGUUUUAUGCUGACA
This is a messenger RNA of Daucus carota subsp. sativus, 1954 nucleotides long. Its product is annotated as signal recognition particle subunit SRP54 2. Gene Ontology annotation, molecular function: GTP binding; ATP hydrolysis activity; GTPase activity. Lineage: Eukaryota; Viridiplantae; Streptophyta; Magnoliopsida; Apiales; Apiaceae. Gene Ontology annotation, biological process: SRP-dependent cotranslational protein targeting to membrane; SRP-dependent cotranslational protein targeting to membrane, translocation. The transcript has 9 exons. The record is from RefSeq and is a predicted model, not a curated record. Gene Ontology annotation, cellular component: cytosol; signal recognition particle, endoplasmic reticulum targeting. Bases 248 to 1753 code for a protein of 501 amino acids.